This is a messenger RNA of Porites lobata, 1126 nucleotides long. The record is from the annotation of a GenBank genome assembly. Lineage: Eukaryota; Metazoa; Cnidaria; Anthozoa; Scleractinia; Poritidae.
AUGGAUGAGCAGGACUUUAAGGAGGUUUUUCCAAGACUCGCCCAUCGGAAGAUUGUGAAGGGAAUGUAUAAUUGUGUAAGUCACUAGUCUUUCUCUUAUUAAUACUGUAGGUUACUCCAGACCAGUAGGUUUUGAUCUGGUGGCCAAGUUAAAUAUCAGGUAGCUACAUACAGGGCUUUUCAAUAAGUUUGUAGUAAGCAGCUCCUGAUGCUGGAAUAGGAUGCUGUGUCCAAACUAGGGGCUAUCUGGUUGCAAAAGUUUGAAAUCUAGAAACUGGGAAAUGCAAUUUUCAACAUUCUGAGCAUUAAAUUUAGUGCUAUUUAUGGCAAUUUUGGUGCUCACAGAAACAAGUAUUUUGAAUUUUUUUUGUUCUUGCAUUCUUUUGUAAGUUGUGUUGGGUUCAGAAGAUUUUUAUUACUAGAGAAAUAUAUUUUUGUUAAUGUAGAGCUAAUAAAUUAGUAUAACAUGUGCGUGCACUGUUGCAGUAUCAAAAACAACUUGACUGUACUUAAAUUACGUGUACUUUGUCACACAGGUGAAUGGUUCUGUGUCAGAUCCCAUUAGUACUGGCAUGAUUAAAGCAUCUGUAGUAGAUGCCAGCAAACAGUCAGCAUCUCAGAGUGAUUGUUUCAGUGAUGAUGAAUCGGAAGUUUCAGUACAGUCCACACUGACACUUUCAUCCUCAUCUGGUGGUUGCAUGUCUGAUGACUCCUUAUCCUCUAGAAAAGAAAGAACAUCAACUCCAAUUCCCAAAAAAGUUUCAAAUAGACCAGUUUCGGUGCUAAGUAAGCCAAAAGAUCGUCUCCCCUCUGGAUUUGUUAUUCCAUCUAAAUUUGGAAAAGUUACAGAUGGAAAUCUGAAGAGUGGCAACAUAACUGACGUGGACAGAGCAAAAGUUAUAAAAACUGUAGCAACUUGUGUGUGGGUGUACACAGACACGCCAUCCCCAGCGUGCUGUGAAUGGCUGGCAAAACAGCUAAUUUCAAAAUACCCUAUACUUGCUGAUGCAGACCCUCGCAAGAUGGUGAACAGAGAGCAAACUGUACCAGCUCCAAAAGAGGACUUCAAGUAUUGGGUGAGAUAUUUGAUUUCUUGCAAACUUACGAACUGGAUACAUAUUAACUGA